GCCUGUAGGCCUGGGUGUCGCCCGGCCUUCCGGACCGGUCAUGGCGGCGGCGGCGGCCUGCCGAGGACCUCUCGGGCUGCGGCGGGCGCUGCGCUGGCUCUUGGCGCUGCUGGCGGUGGCGGCGCCGCCGGCCGGGGCGCGGCUGUACCAGUCCGGCGUGGACCCGGUGUGGGUGUUGGAGGCCGGCACGGUGCGGGAGGCGCUGCGGGACGCGGCCUCGGCCUGGCUGGUGCAGUUCUACUCCUCGUCCUGCGGUCACUGCGUGGCCUUCGCGCCCACUUGGCGCGCCUUGGCGGGGGACGUCCACGAGUGGGAGCCUGCUAUCAGAAUUGGUGUGCUGGAUUGUGGAUAUGAGAAAAACUAUGAACGGUGUAAAGAGUACGGAAUUCAGUAUUACCCCACAUUCAGGUAUUUCAAAGCUUUUACCAAGCAGUUUACGGUUGGAGAAGAUCAGCACGCAAGCUCAGCUCGGGAUCUUCAGACUAUCCGCCAGACAAUUAUUGAUUUUCUGCAGAACCAUUCCCGAGAAGCAAAACCGCCGGCUUGUCCCGCUUUGGAGCCAACUGCGCCAGAAGAAGUGUUUUCCCUUUUCAAUAAACACAGUCAGCAUUAUACUGCCAUUAUUUUUGAGAGCGGGAGCUCGUAUAUUGGGCGAGAGGUGAUCUUGGACCUCAGCCAGUAUGAAAACAUUGCUGUCAAGCGGGUUCUAAAUUCUGAGACAGCUUUUCUUGAAAAACUUGGUAUUCCUUCAGUCCCUUCGCUGUACCUGGCUUAUCCCAAUGGAUCCCAUGGACUAAUUAACAUUUUGAAGCCUCUUCGGUCUUUCUUUUCUUCCCAUUUAAAGUCACUCCCUGGGGUUAGAAGAAAACUUGCUUCUUCACUUCCACUUCUCCAGCAAAACAGAGAAGAAAACGUGGACUUCAAGGAUUGGAAGGAGUUUGACCAGUCCAAAUUAUAUAUGGCCGACCUUGAAUCCGGGCUGCAUUACUUGUUUAGGGUAGAACUGGCCACUCACAAAACACUAGAAGGAGCUGAGCUGAGGACCUUGAAAGAUGUCGUUAUACUCCUGGCCAAGCUCUUUCCUGGCCGUCAACCUGUGAUGAAGUCGCUGGAGACCUUACAAGCGUGGCUGCUGAGCCUCCCGUUGGACCUAAUCCCCUAUGAUGCCAUCUUGGACCUACUCAACAACAAAAUGCGGAUCUCGGGCCUGUUUCUGCCCAGCCGCCUCCAGUGGGUCGGGUGUCAGGGCAGCCAGCUGGGACUGAGAGGUUAUACGUGUUCCUUCUGGGAGCUCUUCCACACGCUAACCGUUCAAGCGGCCACUCAGCCAAGAGCUUUGCUCAACACAGGCUUCGAAGAUAAUCCACGGGCGGUUCUCCAGAUCAUGCAAAGAUACGUCCAGGAUUUCUUUGGGUGCCGAGCCUGCGCGCAGCACUUCGCGGAGAUGGCCAGACCGUCUUUGGAUUCCGUGAAGACCUGGGAUGAAGCCGUGCUGUGGCUCUGGGAGAAGCACAAUGUCGUGAACGCUCGGCUGGCAGGCGACCUGAGCGAAGAUCCCAAAUUCCCCAAAGUGCAGUGGCCCACCCCGGCUAUUUGCCCUGCGUGCCACAAGGGGGCCAGAAGUGCACCUGCCUGGAACCAGGCGCAGGUGCUCCAAUUCCUGAAGCAGCAUUACAGCAGCCACAACAUAGCAGACACCUACGUCGAGGAAGCCGGCAUCGAUGAGCGAGAAGGCCAAGGUGGGAGAGCGGCAGUUAAGAAGGAACCUCCGAGGGAGGGGGACAAGGGCCAAGAUCCAGAAAAGUCCUUGGAUUCAAAGCCCAAAGGCUCGGACAACUCGAUAGCCAAGCAGGACCCCAUGAGAGAUCCGGGACCAAGGGCAGCCGGGUCAGUUGUCGACCAGGAGAGGAAGCAGGCAGUGUCAUUCUUGGGAAUCGGUUUCUCCAACAUCGACAUGAGCCUGUGCAUAGUUCUUUAUGUAGCAUCAUCUUUAUUUUUAAUGAUCAUGUUCUUUUUUUUCCGGGUGAGAUCCAGGCGCUGGAAAGUGAGGUAUUACCGUCCCUAUGUCUAGCAGAUAAAUCGGAAGUCAACUUCCUGUCCGUAAACGGCUCGCUUGCGCUCACCUGCAGCUUUAAUAGCAGGGAAUCAGGGAAUGUUUUUUACGGCGCAACAUUUUUCAUUUUGAAAAGGUGCUGUUCCUCCUCAUUCUCAUUUACUGGCGUUCUGCUUCCCCACUGUUGGACACUUUGAAUUUGGAACAGUUGCCUGGAAGAAUGGAAAGGCUUUGCGUGUGUGUGUGUACACAGAGGUGUUUGUCUGAAGAAACAUUAAAACGUUUCUGGUGAUCUUGUUCUUUUGGUGAGCUGGCGUGCCUUGGCUUAUGAAACGUUUCAAGAAAGUCUGGUGCUGUGAGGGUGUUAAACUGGUGCUGGUGUAAAAGCUACCAGAUUGGGGUGCAGAAAUUUAGAUGACCACUAGAUGGAGACAAAGAGAUGAGAAAGAGGCAAGUUCUGGACUGCCAUCUAGUGGUCCUGCAGCAUUUUUGUGCUG
Molecule: messenger RNA, 2550 nt
Organism: Candoia aspera
Lineage: Eukaryota; Metazoa; Chordata; Lepidosauria; Squamata; Candoiidae
Gene: QSOX2
Product: quiescin sulfhydryl oxidase 2
Exons: 12
Coding region: 41-2071 (676 amino acids)
Biological process (GO): protein folding
Cellular component (GO): Golgi membrane
Molecular function (GO): protein disulfide isomerase activity; flavin-dependent sulfhydryl oxidase activity
Source: RefSeq, a predicted model, not a curated record